AAUCCUCGCCCCGUUAUAGUGACCGCCAGUCAAGUUUAGAUUUGCGGCAUGGCAUUUGUUUAUGAUGAAGCAGCGUGUGCCAGUGUAGAGCAGCAGGAGGCAGAGGCAGCGGUCAGCCUUCCUAUUUUCACCACUGCUGCAAGAUGGACCGCCAGCUUGUAACUCAGGGAGCUGAAGGACGUGUGUAUGUCGCUGACUGGCUGGGUCACUCAGUUAUCAUCAAGCAGAGGUUUCCCAAGAAGUAUCGUCAUGUCGAUUUAGACACUCACAUAACCCAAGAACGCAUUAAAGCAGAAGCCCGAGCCCUCACCAGAUGCCGUUCUUUAGGCAUCAAAACUCCAGCUGUAUAUGAUAUUAAUUUUGAUAAAAGGGAAAUAGUUUUGGAGAAUAUUACAAAUAGCAUUACUGUUAGAAAUUACAUCUAUGCAGCUGUUGAGAGAGAUCUUUCAAUGGACAAUAGUGAAAUUUUGAGCUUAGCAGAGAAAAUAGGAAAAGUACUGGCUAAGAUGCACUCUAACCACAUUAUUCAUGGAGAUCUCACCACAUCUAACAUGUUGCUUGUAAAACCAUAUGAGUCAUCUGAGGUGAUUCUGAUUGACUUUGGUUUAAGUUCAGUUGAGGAGCGGCCAGAAGACAAGGCUGUGGAUCUGUAUGUGUUGGAGCGAGCCAUCCUCAGCACUCACCCCAAUACAGAGGCUUUUGUUUCAUGUUGUCUUUCUGCUUAUAAGAAAGUAGGUGGUAAUGCUGCCGAAGUUGUCAAGCGCCUUGAUGAAGUUCGUACCAGAGGAAGGAAAAAGUUAUGUUUUGGUUGAAGAUUCUAUAGAUUGUGAUUUUAUACAUCUAACUAUUUUAUUAUAUCUAACUAGCUACUGCCACUAUUAAUGUGUAUUUUGUUGCUUAUUACAUUCAUAUAAUUUGUGUCAAUUAAUUAUCAAAUUAUUGUAAAAAAGUUUUGUAUCCUAAUUGAAUUUUAUUAAAAUCUUAAAGAAGGCAUUAGUGUUAGUAUAUGUACUCUACUUGAGUACCAAUAAAGAAAGGAUUGAGAUGUGUUAAUGUAAAAGAAUUUAACCUUCAUAAUGAUUUACAUUGUUGUUUAAUUGAAAUAUGUAAUUAUCUGAAUAUUAAAAUAUGUUUCAAAGAACGUCUGCAGUGGAUUUGCACAGCAGGCAUCAGAUAUCUGCUAAGUUAUGGGUAAGAUUAGUGCUAUAGAGAUUUUGAGAAGGAAUUUGUGGGAGUGAGGUCUUCAGUACAAAUUGUCUGUAACCAAUCCUGUUCUUAUAUUUACUGGAAAAGAAAUUUGGAAGUCCA
Scylla paramamosain (green mud crab) is the source of this 1308-nucleotide messenger RNA. RefSeq names its product EKC/KEOPS complex subunit TP53RK-like (gene Prpk). Bases 144 to 812 code for a protein of 222 amino acids. Gene Ontology annotation, molecular function: ATP binding; protein serine/threonine kinase activity. The record is from RefSeq and is a predicted model, not a curated record. Gene Ontology annotation, biological process: protein phosphorylation. Gene Ontology annotation, cellular component: nucleus; cytosol; EKC/KEOPS complex. The transcript is spliced from 2 exons. NCBI's taxonomy places the organism in Eukaryota, Metazoa, Arthropoda, Malacostraca, Decapoda, Portunidae.